CAGCCUUCAAAAGUGUUUAGUGUACCCGCUGCGGUCUGCAGGGUGCUAACUAAAUGAACCUGUAGGGGCUAGCUAACGCUACAGGCCGGUCUGAGCCGCUGCUGCCAUGACUCAGUCCGUUAUUGUUCAAGUCGGACAGUGUGGAAACCAGGUCGGAUGCAGGUUCUGGGAUCUGGCUCUGCGCGAGCACGCGCACGUCAACAAGAAGGGACAGUACGACGAGGCCCUCAGUAGCUUUUUCAGGAAUGUGGAUCCCAGGAGAAGCGAUGGAGGAUCCUGUUGUGUUGGAGGGAGGAUCCAACAUCUGAAGGCCAGAGCGGUCCUGAUUGAUAUGGAAGAGGGCGUGGUGAACGGGAUCCUGCAGGGCGCACUGAGGGAGGUGUUCGACAGCGCUCAGUUCCUCACAGACGUCUCGGGUUCAGGCAACAACUGGGCUGUUGGUAAUCUGACGUACGGCUCUGCCUACAAGGAGUUGAUAGUGGACAAACUGAGGAAGGCUGCAGAACACUGCGACUGUCUCCAGUGCUUCUUUCUCAUUCACUCAAUGGGAGGAGGUACAGGCUCUGGUUUGGGGACCAGAGUGCUCAGCCUGCUGGAAGAGGAGUUUCCUGACGUGUGUCGCAUCGUCACCGCCAUGUACCCAUCAGCAGAAGACGACGUCAUCACUUCUCCCUACAACAGCGUCCUUGCCAUGAGAGAGCUGACAGAGCAUGCAGACUGUGUCCUUCCUGUGGAAAACCAGUCUUUAGUGAACAUUGUGAACAAGAUCAGCCUUAUGUCUCAUGGUACAAAGCCUGGCUCUGUGCUGAGGAAGGACAGCGCCGUCACCUCUGGACAGGGCUCGCUCAGCCCAACAGAAAAACCUUUUGAUGCAAUGAAUAACAUAGUGGCUAACCUGCUGCUCAAUAUUACCAGCUCUGCUCGUUUUGAGGGCUCUCUCAACAUGGAUCUGAAUGAGAUUGCCAUGAAUCUGGUCCCCUUCCCUCGUUUACACUACCUUGUGCCCAGCCUCACCCCCCUGUACACACUGGCGGAUGUCAACAUUCCCACUCGAAGAUUGGAUCAGAUGUUCAGCGAUGCCUUCAGUAAAGACCACCAGUUAAUCCAAGCUGAUCCGAAACACAGCCUCUAUUUGGCCUGUGCUCUGAUGGUCAGGGGCAACGUGCAGGUGUCUGACCUCCGCAGGAACAUCGAGAGGCAGCUGAGAUCAUUUAACAUAUUUCUACUUCUGUCUUUCCAGGCUCACUUACAUCACUACCUUCAUGUAGACGGGAUGGAUCAGAGCAUCUUCUCAGAGUCUUUGUCUUCUCUUAAUGCGCUGAUCGAUGAGUAUCAUCAUCUAGAUGCCACAAAAGCCAGACUUCUGCCCGAUGCGCCCAGACUCUCCAUCGCCAGAUGAAACAUCUCUCCCCAUAAAAUAAAAACUCACCUUUUUAAAUCUGA
This is a messenger RNA of Cyprinodon variegatus (sheepshead minnow), 1443 nucleotides long. RefSeq names its product tubulin epsilon 1 (gene tube1). NCBI's taxonomy places the organism in Eukaryota, Metazoa, Chordata, Actinopteri, Cyprinodontiformes, Cyprinodontidae. Gene Ontology annotation, molecular function: structural constituent of cytoskeleton; GTP binding. The record is from RefSeq and is a predicted model, not a curated record. Gene Ontology annotation, cellular component: microtubule; cytoplasm. The coding region runs from base 107 to 1399 and encodes 430 amino acids. Gene Ontology annotation, biological process: mitotic cell cycle; microtubule cytoskeleton organization. The transcript is spliced from 11 exons.